GAUGCCUCUGACGAUGUAUCACGCGGCACCUCUUGUGACUUGUUCGUCUUUCGUCGGCCAACCAAGAAUAAAACAGUGUUCUAAUUCUACUCAGAAGUUGUCCGGGUAAGUGUUAGAUUUUUGGGGAUAUAGGCUAUUUGAUAGCUGAUAAAAAUGUUUGCAUUUUCCAUAUAUCACCGACGUAUAUAGGCCUGUGUUGCAAUAGUUUAGAAGUUGUCAGUGACAGAGUGCAGACCACUGUGUGGAAUGAAUGUCAACAAUAGCCUACUGAAUGAAGCUUAUGUCUGACUACUCGUCCUAAAUUUAAUUCCGCUGCUCUAUGAUCGCUCCAUUCAUUCAUCAUGGAGAAGAAACGCUAGUUUGGCCGGAGCGAUCCGGCUACUGAAGCCUAGCUUACUUCUAUUCAACGCAUAGGAUAGGUCUAAUUAACAUUUUCCUUUUGUAAAGGCGAGAGUUUGUUACUUUAACUUCCUCAUGAAAAUCCUGGUGUUAUAUCUACACUAUUCCCAAAUGUAUCUUAAGCUCUUCACAACAACUAAUUAAAAUGCUUUUUUACUCUAUUGACUGCAAAGGCAACCUUAUAUGCAAGUUUGUUGUUCUCUAACUAAUCGUCUGAGACUCAAUCAAUAGUGCAAUGUCAGUCUGGAGCCACUCAAUAGCAAUAUUUGUAGCAUUGAUCUAUUUAGUGCUAAUUCUUGCCACAAUAGCCAAAAUAUUUUGAUAUUACACAAACAUAUGGCUAACUUUGAACUUGUAUCAAAUGCGAACACAGUAUCAGGCCAUAUCUCAUGGUAAAGAGAAGAGAAAGUAGCUGAUUAGCAUCUGUGAAAUCCAAACAGUAGCAAGUAGAGAGCAACAUUUGGAUUGCAAUAAUCUCGUUUAACCCAGAAUUGAAAUCUUGCAUUAUUAUUAUCUCGACGAGAGAUUAGGAUUGCAAUGAUACAUUUAAUGUAUUAAGUGCCCUUUGACCUCUGGUUGAUGCUCAUAUUUAUAUUUCCAGGUGUGUGCUGCUGCAUAGGUCUUGACCUAAUGUGGUCAGAAAAAGGCUUUUUCUAUUUUUAGAGGUUUAUAACACAUGUAUUAUGUUUUUCAGAGUGAAGAUGGUGUGGGUUCUACUUUUAGUGGCCUUCCUGACCACCGGGGCGGUCCAGUGUCAGAGAUCCUCGCUGCAAGAUAGGAAAAGACUGGACCCAGAGGUCAACAUGAACAUUGUGAGUUGGAUAAAAUCAAUAACAGAAGCUGUGUUCUCGGAAACAAAGUUGUCAAAUACUGACAAAUUGUAUUUAUCCAAACAGUUUUUUUUUUCCAGACAGGCUUCAAACUGUUUUAAUGCCAUCCAUAAAUAACUGAAUACACUAGUGGACUUCAUGGUUCAUAGAGCUCAUUAACAAUUCAUAGAACUAGGCAAUCUUCUGGGCCACACAAGCAAAUAUUAGUCAUGGUGGUUACCUCACAUUCUGCCCUUUGUCCUCCAUAUAUCCCAUGAGUCAUUUCAAGGAAAGUCAUAACAUAUGAUAGUAGGGCUGUUGCGGUGACUGUUUUACUGCCAUACCGGCAAUCACUAGUCAUGACCACAGUCAAAUUAGUAACUAGGCUUCUCCAAAACUGCGCCCUGAUGCCACUGAUGGUCUUCGGUAGCCUACCAAACUUGCUAACUGCCAGUCGCUAAUGGCCUGGUACUCAGCGCUCUAUUGUCCCUCUAAUCACUCUGACAUCAAUGCAAUUGAAAAUCAAAUCAAACACUUCAUGAGAGCCCUGGCAUUCAGAGUUUGAACGGAAUAGGCUCACCUGUUGCACAGCAAGAGCCAGCUCCUCAUAGCUGGUUGAUGGAUGGAAUGAAAUAAGUGUUCCUAUAAGCCCAUGUUGCAUUUCUAUAGGCUAUGCUAUGCAAUUGCUUGAGAAAACAACAGAGUUUUGAUGGCCUCUAUUAAGAAGAGGAGGGUCCCAGCAGCUAUAGGCUAGGCCUACUAUAUUUAUUCCUCAACUUUCCUAAUAUUAAGCACAUUGCUUCGCUUUACAACCGGAGUAGCCUACCUGGUUGGCAUGAAAAUGAACCGCGAGAAAAGCGUCCUCCUUUCGCUAUUCAAGUGCAUAUGGAUGAUUAUUUUGUUUUGCCCCUGUUCCGACAGGUGCAUGAUAAUGGCCCAUUCUAAAUCAAAACUAAUUUUACACAUAUAAUAUGACAUGACAAGAUUAAAUUGAGAAUAGUCUGAUGGGUGAGAAUAUUAUCCAGUGAAUGAUGCCCAGUGUGUGCAGUCUAAGGCAAGAAUCAGCGCAUGCAUUUUUUUGCGACUUAUUCAAAUGAUAGUCGCAUGAAUCAUGUAGCCUAGCCCAUAGGCCUAUAUGUUUUGAUAAGAUAAAGUGGCCAAAUAACUUUACGCAUAGACUAUAAGCCUAGGACCCCUGGAACAGGGUUGGAGAUCCCAAAGCCUACAGAGCAUAGUGAAGUUCUUGUAAGAGGAUCCAAGCUUUCUCAUGCUGCUAUAGCCUAUUUAUUGCUCAAUUCUUAAAAUUAAGCACAUACAUUCACUUUACAACCGGUGUAGACUACCUGCACAAAAAAAACUGCUGGGUUACAGGCGUUUGGUCACUUAGUUGGGUUGUUUUCUUUAAAAACUGCUGGGUUAUUGAUGCUGGGUUAUUGUUGCUGGGUUACUGAGCUAUAGACUAGAGGCAUAGUUUAGUAGGUGCGUGGCUUUCAGAUAGUUAUUUUUAGCCACCCAGGAGAGUAAAUGCCAUUCCUGUUCAUCUGUUCUGUUCUGUAGACUGGUUGGUUGUUUAGCUACGAAACCGACGCGUGCACAACUAUUGGGCAAAACAGACAGUGUUGGCUUAGAUCGUUUACAACAUUUAAGCUAUAUUUAGUCUCCAAUGUUUAUUGAAACAUAAAUACAUUUGCACAAUGAGCACUUGUUGUCUCUCAAAUACAUUGUUACAGUUGUUGGUUAGCUAGCUAGCGAAUUUUUGCCAUAUUAGCAUUGACAUGAAAUCAGUCAAAACACCUCAAAGCAAGACAUGGUAUCAAGAACAAGAUGAAUUGAGCUGAAACAAGCCACUUACGAUUCCCCAAAUGGCAGUUUCUUGUCAUUCUUGCUAGCAAUCUGGCCAUCCAGAAUCACAACAACACGUCCCAUGGAAGCACGCACAUUUUUUUGUGACAUUGUCAGCUAACCCAUCUAUAGUUAUCACAUGUUAAGGUUGAACAUUUACAUUUUUGUAGCUUCAAUGAGGCUUACAGCAGUGUGUAAGUUCCCUAAAAGCCUAUUUAAAUCCCAUUGUUGGGAUACAAUAAGGGGGUAUACCUUAUUAUAAUAUCUAAUAAUUAAUCUUAAUGUUAUAGAAGAACGUGUUAAAUGCCCAAAAUGUAAGGAACAUUUGAAUUUGCAUUAUGUAACCUUAACAUGAUGAACAGGAAUGACAUUUAUGCUCACGGGUCGCCAAUAAGAUCUAGCUGAAACCCACACCCCUAAUAAGCCACGCCUACUGGAAAUAACCUAAGGAUUUAAUUUAAAAAAGAACCAGCUGCUAGGUCAACCAAGCAUGAGAGUAAAAAUAUCCAAUUGAUGGUUAAAUUAACCUAUGUUUGGGUAAUCCCAACCACCCAACAUGUUGGGUUAUUCACGCAACUCAAAUGCCUGGGUCAAAAUAACCCAACGUAUUCUGUCCACUAUUUAACCAGUGCUGGGAUACCAAAUAACCUACAUUUGGUUGUUUUUAGCCCAUCGUUUUUUAGAGUGUGGCAUAUUAAAAACGUAACCGCUGGAAGCGCUUCCUCCAUUCGCUAUUUGAGUGCAGGCUACGGAUGACAUGUUUUUUUUUUGUGGGCCAUUCCAAACCCAAAAUAAUUCCACACAUAUAUUAGUAGGCUCUAUGUAAAGACCAUAUUACAUUGAGAAUAGUCUAAUGGGUGAGAAUAUUAUCAAGUGCUUGACAAAUUGUGAAUGAGAGACUGAUGAAAUGUGUGCAUGCAGCCUGCGCAAGAAAGAGAGCAGAGCGCACGCCUUUCAUGCAAAUUGUUUUUUCAAAUCAUCAUUAGUCGCAUCAAUGAUGCGGCAUCAUGCAGCCUUUGAAUGUAUUAGAAAUCAAAACAUUUAGCCUAACGUUUGUAUCACAACUAAAGUUGCAUAAAAGCCCGGAGAUGCCGAACAUGUUUACGUUAAUUAACGGACAAUUACCGUGAGACCGGCAGUUAUUUGCAUGGGAGUUACCUGCUGACAAAAUGCCAUGGGAAGUCCCUCUGUCGUGUAUUGAACUUCAGCAUUGAUGUAUCACUAGAUAGGACAAUAUUACACCCAUAUGAUAUACCUAAAACCUUCAGUCUGAGAUCUGCGCUAAUACAGUGGGGGGAAAAAAGUAUAUUAUAUAUUGAAUCUGCAAUAGGUAAGCAGCUUGGUUUGAAGAAAUCAACUGUGGGAGCAAUUAUUAGGAAAUGGAAGACAUACAAGACCACUGAUAAUCUCCCUCGAUCUGGGGCUCCACGCAAGAUCUCACCCCGUGGGGUCAAAAUGAUCACAAGAACGGUGAGCAAAAAUCCCAGAACCACACGGGGGGACCUAGUGAAUGACCUGCAGAGAGCUGGGACCAAAGUAACAAAGCCUACCAUCAGUAACACACUACGCCGCCAGGGACUCAAAUCCUGCAGUGUCAGACGUGUCCCCCUGCUUAAGCCAGUACAUGUCCAGGCCCGUCUGAAGUUUGCUAGAGUGCAUUUGGAUGAUCCAGAAGAGGAUUGGGAGAAUGUCAUAUGGUCAGAUGAAACCAAAAUAGAACUUUUUGGUAAAAACUCAACUCGUCGUGUUUGGAGGACAAAGAAUGCUGAGUUGUAUCCAAAGAACACCAUACCUACUGUGAAGCAUGGGGGUGGAAACAUCAUGCUUUGGGGCUGUUUUUCUGCAAAGGGACCAGGACGACUGAACCGUGUAAAGGAAAGAAUGAAUGGGGCCAUGUAUCGUGAGAUUUUGAGUGAAAACCUCCUUCCAUCAGCAAGGGCAUUGAAGAUGAAACGUGGCUGGGUCUUUCAGCAUGACAAUGAUCCCAAACACACCGCCCGGGCAACGAAGGAGUGGCUUCGUAAGAAGCAUUUCAAGGUCCUGGAGUGGCCUAGCCAGUCUCCAGAUCUCAACCCCAUAGAAAAUCUCUGGAGGGAGAUGAAAGUCCGUGUUGCCCAGCGACAGCCCCAAAACAUCACUGCUCUAGAGGAGAUCUGCAUGGAGGAAUGGGCCAAAAUACCAGCAACAGUGUGUGAAAACCUUGUGAAGACUUACAGAAAACGUUUGACCUGUGUCAUUGCCAACAAAGGGUAUAUAACAAAGUAUUGAGAAACUUUUGUUAUUGACCAAAUACUUAUUUUCCACCAUAAUUUGCAAAUAAAUUCAUGAAAAAUCCUACAAUGUGAUUUUCUGGAUUUUUUCUUCUCAUUUUGUCUGUCAUAGUUGACGUGUACCUAUGAUGAAAAUUACAGGCCUCUCUCAUCUUUUUAAGUGGGAGAACUUGCACAAUUGGUGGCUGACUAAAUACUUUUUUCCCCCACUGUAAAACCGAAAAAGCUAUACAAAAACGUGUCCCUGUAAAUUGCAGUAAAAUAUAUUUGCUCCAGUGUCUCUGUGUAAUUAUAAUACUAAUAAUACAAAGUAUUAUCAUUUAAUAAUCAUAAUUAUUAUUAUUUAUUAUUAUUAUUAAGGUGUAAUAAGCCUUGAAUUGAUCUUGGUUUGUUUGUAAGCUAAAAUAGUUUUGAUAGGCGUUCAUUAACUUUUCAAGAAUGGAUUUUAAGGGACAAGUGAGUGUUCAAUUAAAUGGUUAUUCUGUGUGCUUCGUGAUAUCAGUAUCAUUUGUGCUCCAGGAGCCCACACAGGCAUACAGUAGGUGAAAUAUUUGACAUGGCAAUCAAUCAAAUGCUUUCACCACAAUUUGUCAGAAAAUAUAUCAUGUGUGUUUAUUCAUAUCUGAGCUAUGCCAAUGAUAAAAUAAACGUGUGGAUUUGGGCCUGGUGCAUGUCAGUGGUUAACCUCAUAUCUUUGAUAAACACAAUAACACAAUGUCAUGAUCCUGAAUCUAGUAUGUGUCUAGUUGUGGUCCUCUGUAGCUCAGCUGGUAGAGCACGGCGCUUAUAACGCCAAGGUAGUGGGUUCGAACCCCGGGACCACAUAUACACAAAAAAAUGUAUGCACGCAUGACUGUAAGUCGCUUUGGAUAAAAGCGUCUGCUAAAUGGCAUAUUAUUAUUUAUUAUAGUUAGUAUACAGUAUUUGUCAUUGGAAACUACACAGUCUCAGUGAUAUAAGCCUAAUACAAUUCCCAGUAGUAAUGGUUCUCACAUGCAAAUGUUUCUUUCUCCCAUUGUUGGCCUGCAAGCACAGACCCUCUCAAUUGCUCUUCUCCCCACACGUUUACGACAUUUAGCAGACGCUCUUAUCCAGAGCGACUUACAAAUUGGUGCAUUCAACUUAUGAUGAUUUGUUUUUUGGUGGGGGAGGGGGGGGGGUAGAAUGAUUACUUUUAUACUAUUCCAGGUAUUCCUUAAAGAGGUAGGGUUUCAAUUGACUCCGGAAGGUGGUCAGUGACUCCGCUGUCCUGGCGUCGUGGGGGAACUUGUUCCACCAUUGGGGUGCCAGAGCAGCGAAUAGCUUUGACUGGGCUGAGCGGGAACUGUGCUUCCGUAGAGGUAGGGGGGCUAGCAGGCCAGAGGUGGAUGAACGUAGUGCCCUCGUUUGGGUGUAGGGUCUGAUCAGAGCCUGAAGGUAAGGAGGUGCCGUUCCCCUCACAGCUCUGUAGGCAAGCACCAUGGUCUUGUAGUAGAUGCGAGCCUCAACUGGAAGCCAGUGGAGUGUGCGGAGGAGCGGGGUGACAUGAGAGAACUUGGGAAGGUUGAACACCAGACGGGCUGCAGUGUUCUGGAUAAGUUGUAGGGGUUUAAUGGCACAGGCAGGGAGCCCAGCCAACAGCGAGUUGCAGUAAUCCAGACGGGAGAUGACAAGUGCCUGGAUUAGGACCUGUGCCGCUUUCUGUGUAAGGUAGGGUCGUACUCUGCGAAUGUUGUAGAGCAUGAACCUGCAGGAUCGGGUCACCGCUUUGAUGUUAGCAGAGAACGACAGGGUGUUGUCCAGGGUCACGCCAAGGUUCUUUGCACUCUGGGAGGAGGCCACAAUGGAGUUGUCAACCGUGAUGGCGAGAUCAUGGAGCAGGCAGUCCUUCCCCGGGAGGAAGAGCAGCUCCGUCUUGCCGAGGUUCAGCUUGAGGUGGUGAUCCGACAUCCACACUGAGAUGUCUGCCAGACAUGCAGAGAUGCGAUUCGCCACCUGGUUAUCAGAAGGAGGAAAGGAGAAAAUUAAUUGUGUGUCGUCUGCGUAGCAAUGAUAGGAGAGACCAUGUGAGGAUAUGACAGAGCCAAGUGACUUGGUGUAUAGAGAGAAUAGGAGAGGGCCUAGAACUGAGCCCUGGGGGACACCAGUGGUGAGAGCCCAUGGUGCGUAGACAGAUUCUCGCCACGCAACCUGGUAGGAGCGACCUGUCAGGUAGGACGCAAUCCAAGAGUGAGCAGCGCCGGAGAUGCCCAACUCGGAUAGGGUGGAGAGGAGAUUCUGAUGGUUCACAGUAUCAAAGGCAGCAGAUAGGUCUAGAAGGAUAAGAUCAGAGGAGAGAGAGUUAGCUUUAGCAGUGCGGAGAGCCUCCGUGACACAGAGAAGAGCAGUCUCAGUUGAAUGACCAGUCUUGAAACCUGACUGGUUUGGAUCAAGAAGGUCAUUCUGCGAGAGAUAGCAGGAGAAUUGGCUAGAGACUGCACGCUCAAGAGUUUUGGAGAGAAAAGAAAGAAGGGAUACUGGUCUGUAGUUGUUGACAUCGGAGGGAUCGAGUGUAGGUUUUUUGAGGAGGGGUGCAACUCUCGCUCUCUUGAAGACGGAAGGGACAUGGCCAGCGGUCAAUGAUGAGUUGAUGAGCGAGUUGAGGUAAGGGAGAAGGUCUCCGGAAAUGGUCUGGAGAAGAGAGGAGGGGAUAGGGUCAAGCGGGCAGGUUGUUGGGCGGCCGGCCCUCACAAGUCGCAAGAUUUCAUCUGGAGAGAGGGGAGAAAGAAGUCAAAGCAUAAGGUAGGGCAGUGUGAGCAGGACCAGCGGUGUCAUUUGACUUAAUAAAUGAGGAUCGGAUGUCAUCAACCUUCUUUUCAAAAUGGUUGACGAAGUCAUCCACAGAGAGGGAGGGGGAGGAGGAUUCAGCAGGGAGGAGAAGGUGGCAAAGAGCUUCCUAGGGUUAGAGGCAGAGGCUUGACAUUUAGAGUGGUAGAAAGUGGCUUUAGCAGCAGAAACAGAGGAAGAGAAUGUAGAGAGGAGGGAGUGGAAAGAUGACACGUCCGCAGGGAGUCUAGUUUUCCUCCAUUUCCGCUCGGCUGCUCGGAGCCCUGUUCUAUGAGCUCGCAAUGAGUCGUCAAGCCACGGAGCAGAAGGGGAGGACCGAGCCGGCCGGGAGGAUAGGGGACAUAGAGAGUCAAAAGAUGCAGAAAGGGAGGAGAGGAGGGUUGAGGAGGCAGAAUCAGGAGAUUGGAGGGAGAAGGAUUUAGCAGAGGGAAGAGAUGAUAGGAUGGAAGAGGAGAGCGUAGCGGGAGAGAGAGAGUGACGGUUGCGACGGCACAUUACCAUCUGAGUAAGGGCAGAGUGAGUAGUGUUGGAGGAGAGCGAGAGAGAAAAGGAUACAGUGGGGAAAAAAGUAUUUAGUCAGCCACCAAUUGUGCAAGUUCUCCCACUUAAAAAGAUGAGAGAGGCCUGUAAUUUUCAUCAUAGGUACACGUCAACUAUGACAGACAAAUUGAGUAAAGAAUAUCCAGAAAAUCACAUUGUAGGAUUUUUAAUGAAUUUAUUUGCAAAUUAUGGUGGAAAAUAAGUAUUUGGUCACCUACAAACAAGCAAGAUUUCAGGCUCUCACAGACCUGUAACUUCUUCUUUAAGAGGCUCCUCUGUCCUCCACUCGUUACCUGUAUUAAUGGCACCUGUUUGAACUUGUUAUCAGUAUAAAAGGCACCUGUCCACAACCUCAAACAGUCACACUCCAAACUCCACUAUGGCCAAGACCAAAGAGCUGUCAAAGGACACCAGAAACAAAAUUGUAGACCUGCACCAGGCUGGGAAGACUGCAUCUGCAAUAGGUAAGCAGCUUGGUUUGAAGAAAUCAACUGUGGGAGCAAUUAUUAGGAAAUGGAAGACAUACAAAACCACUGAUAAUCUCCCUCGAUCUGGGGCUCCACGCAAGAUCUCACCCCGUGGGGUCAAAAUGAUCACAAGAACGGUGAGCAAAAAUCCCAGAACCACACGGGGGGACCUAGUGAAUGACCUGCAGAGAGCUGGGACCAAAGUAACAAAGCCUACCAUCAGUAACACACUACGCCGCCAGGGACUAAAAUCCUGCAGUGCCAGACGUGUCCCCCUGCUUAAGCCAGUACAUGUCCAGGCCCGUCUGAAGUUUGCUAGAGUGCAUUUGGAUGAUCCAGAAGAGGAUUGGGAGAAUGUCAUAUGGUCAGAUGAAACCAAAAUAGAACUUUUUGUUAAAAACUCAACUCGUCGUGUUUGGAGGACAAAGAAUGCUGAGUUGCAUCCAAAGAACACCAUACCUACUGUGAAGCAUGGGGGUGGAAACAUCAUGCUUUGGGGCUGUUUUUCUGCAAAGGGACCAGGAUGACUGAUCCGUGUAAAGGAAAGAAUGAAUGGGGCCAUGUAUCGUGAGAUUUUGAGUGAAAACCUCCUUCCAUCAGCAAGGGCAUUGAAGAUUAAACGUGGCUGGGUCUUUCAGCAUGACAAUGAUCCCAAACACACCGCCCGGGAAAAGAAGGAGUGGCUUCGUAAGAAGCAUUUCAAGGUCCUGGAGUGGCCUAGCCAGUCUCCAGAUCUCAACCCCAUAGAAAAUCUUUGGAGGGAGUUGAAAGUCCAUGUUGCCCAUCGACAGCCCCAAAACAUCACUGCUCUAGAGGAGAUCUGCAUGGAGGAAUGGGCCAAAAUACCAGCAACAGUGUGUGAAAACCUUGUGAAGACUUACAGAAAACGUUUGACCUGUGUCCUUGCCAACAAAGGGUAUAUAACAAAGUAUUGAGAAACUUUUGUUAUUGACCAAAUACUUAUUUUCCACCAUAAUUUGCAAAUAAAUUCAUAAAAAAUCCUACAAUGUGAUUUUCUGGAUUUUUUUUCCUCAUUUUGUCUGUCAUAGUUAAAGUAGUGGUCGGAGACUUGGAGAGGAGUUGCAGUGAGAUUAGUAGAAGAACAGCAUCUAGUAAAGAUGAGGUCAAGCGUAUUGCCUGCCUUGUGAGUAGGGGGGGACGGUGAGAGGGUGAGGUCAAAAGAGGAAAGGAGUGGAAAGAAGGAGGCAGAGAGAAAUUAGUCAAAGGCAGACGUAGGGAGGUUCAAGUCACCCAGAACUGUGAGGGGUGAGCCACACUGAGGUCAUGUGACAUUACAUUAUUUUUCAUACUCCCAUUUCCCUGUGUAAAACCAGACCCAAAUGAGGCAGAGCAGAACACCAAUUCUCCCCUCCACCCCUGGGCCUCUGAUACCACCUCAGUGUGUGUUGAACCAGGUGCAGGUUUAUCCUUAAGUGGCCCACAGUCAGUAGAAUGGGUAGACUGGGCAGUCUAGAGGGAGGCGAGAAUUGGUGAUGUGUAUUAAUUAUGCAUGGCUAGAUUGCAUGGCAGGCUUGGCCGGAACCCACAGGCUCACACACUUUCUUUUGAAGGUCCACAUGAGUGUUUAUAAUAUCUGGGAAGGGGCGUGUGGGCGGGAAUGCAACAGGGGAAGAAUGUACUUUUUAGUGACAAGCUGACUAGUAGAGGCAGCGGAAAUAAUAUUGUCUGCUUGAAUUUUACUGUAAUUUCACAGUGAGUAAAGUAUGUAAAUAGGGCUGUAAAAUAAAAUGUUACCAUAGAUACCCAUUCUGUCAGCAUUCAGAAUAUAUUUGACUGUUUGUUUGUUUGUGUCUUCUCUGUCCCACACAGAGUGAGAUCAUCAGGCAUUGGGGCUACCCGGCAGAGGAGUACGACGUCGUCACAGAGGACGGCUACAUCCUGAGCGUCAACAGGAUUCCACACGGUCUAAAGAAAGGUGAAGGUGUGUAUUAAAGGGUUCAUGGCUUUGGCCAUAGCAUGGGGUUAAUUAAUAUGGUCAGUGGCCUUAACUCUGCAUUCAUUUUUUAAAACACACAGUAGUAGUCUGCAAUGACAUGCACUUUGAAGAGUCAGGGCCUCAAGCCCUGUAAUCAGAUCCACAUAUCAAAGACCAACACACACACACACACACACACACAAACACCGUGACUAACAUCUGAAGUGCUGAUAUUUCCCACAUUGUCAAACAUUUGUACUGAGUCAAGAUCCUAAAUUUAAGUUGUCUUCAGCAUUCGCCACUCUGACAAGAGGACUCCAUUUCUAUAUUUUGCGAUUGCACCGCCCAGUCUACUCCUGACCUUUUGUUGUCAGAAGGUGGCUUUUCCUGUCAUCACAAGCUAUAAUAUCGCAUGCAUCCAGUGAGGCUGUCUAGCUGCAAAUAGUUUACCUCUAUGCUUCAAUCAUUUUGAACCCAGACGAUGAUUUAAUUGAAUUUCUGUGGCGUUUUUAUUUGUUUGGUAUUUCUCAUAAUCCGUCCCUAGCUUGAGCUGUUUCAAAUGUAGCUUGGAUCAUUUUCAACCAUCUAAUUUAUUAGGCUCUUGUUAAAAUGUAAUUACGGUGUAUUUUCAAUAUGUGAUGGGAAAAGUAAUAGUUACAGUAAUAAGGAGGAAAUUAUUAUAUGAUUUGAUUUAGUGCAUUAGGAAUGCAUAAUGUUAUUAAAAGUUUUAUAUUUCUUCUAAAGAGGCAGUUGUUGUCUUAUAAGUUUAGUCUAAAUACUGUGAUCCACAGCUUCUGUCAGACAGAGCCACACUCGCUCUCCGGUUCCUACAAAUCAGUAUUCAGUUUCUCUUUCCUUUGUUGCCCCUAUAUUUCAUUAAUGAGCAAAGUGAUUGCUAAACCUCACACUAAUCUCAUUGGGGGAAACCAUUUGAGUGCAAAACAAAUUCAGAGGCAAUAAACUAUGCUUUUUUCUGAACACAGUGUCUCAUAUCAUUCUGAACAAGAACACAUGUUCUCGAAUUUCAUGUUCUCUGUUAGUGAAUUUCAGUGCCUUGAGUAUUAAACACUGGCCUUGGCGCCAGCCUUGUUUUUACUCCAUUGGAUUACUUUCCAAAACAUGAAUUAGUAAAUGAACUACUUCAGUUGACCCUCUCCAAUGAUUUAAAAUGCAAAUUCAGUUUAGUAUUAAUAUUGACAUUGGUUUGUCAUUAGAAAUGCUUCAUAAACUAGCCAGGGGUUCCACUUGAAAGAUACCCCCCAAUACGAUGUGAUAUGCCAAGGUUUAGCUAGUCUGGGGAGUUAAAAAUCUCAAUAAUAUAUUCUGAUAUCCUCUAAAUAAGUAAGGAGCCAUCAUGUUGUUUGUAUCUCUUGAUGCCUCUUGCUCCCUGCUCAGUAGUAUGUGGCAGCACAUCCAGUCAGAGAGGCAGCGGGGCUCUGUGAUAGGCUGGAGAUGCAUCUCAUUUCCUGUUGUCCCACUUCCCCUGCUCACACGGGAGAGCGUCUGGAUCGCUCAAAGGAACACAGCAGAGCUGGAAUUAUUUCAGCCCCCAGAUGGGGUUUUGUUCUAAGAAUCGUGCUAGUUAGAAGAGCUAAUGUUGGAAAACUUUGAUCUUCAAUCUAGGAGAGAUACUGUAGAUUUGGUCUUCUUGCACACAUCUGCAUUGUAGAGAAGUGGUUGAGAAAUAUCAUUCAUAAUGUAUAUCAUUUGAACAGAUAACACUGUGUUUGACUAUACAUUAGACUAUUUUUUUAAACAAAAGCCCUCCUUGUCCCUUUGGCCCCUUUAGCUAUUGUAACAGUGAAUGAUAGUGUUUAAUACUAAAAUGAAAAAUUGAUGCUUAAUAAACACAUACACCCAUUUCACUAUAACACAAGUCAGGACAAAGCAUUGUGUGUGUGUGUGUGUCUCUCUCUUGGGAUCACCUGGGAGUUAUGUCAAAUCAAAAAAUCUCUCCAGCAGCAUGCUGCCUAUUCAAAUAAAAAGCAGUCUAGGCAACAGGGUAGGCUAGGGGUUCAUUCCCUAUAUCAAAGUUCAUUGGUCACGUACACAGAUUUGUAUGUGUUCUAGCAGGUGCAGCGAAAUGCUUAUGUUUCUAGCUCCAACAGUACAGUAGAGUGAUAGUAGCCAAUCCUAUCAUCUAAAGGUCUGUUUAUGCUACCAAAAAGAACAGCUCACAUCAUGUUUCUGACAGAUUUCAGCGAUUUUUAAAGCUGAGUGUGCAGAGCCACAAGGAGAAAGGCUCCCCUGCAGCUGGGAUGUACCAUAGCUUAGACAGACACGCCCUCUGGUGGUUACAGUCAACACAACACUUGAAUUAUGAAUAUAAUUUUUUUUUGUAACUAAACAGUUAGUUCUAUCCACUUUCAGUUGAUGUAUUUUUGGGCAUGUUGGAAUGUGAAUGGAUUCUUCAACCAUGUUUGAGAAGAAUGUAUAAAUAUUACAUAACCACUAGGUUAUGCCUGUGAUCCUUGCUUGACUUUUCCUAUGAAUAUGAUGCUCCUCACUUAGUAUCACCUCCAUAGCUUGUUACAGUAUUCACCCUAUAGCAUUAUGCUCAAUGAAGUCCAAUUUCUCAUCCUCCUAGAUCCCAAGCCUGCAGUGUUCCUCCAGCACGGUCUCCUGGCAGCGGGGAGUAACUGGGUGACCAACCUGCCCAACACCAGCCUGGCUUACCUGCUAGCCGACGCUGGCUACGACGUCUGGAUCGGCAACAGCAGGGGAAACACCUGGUCCAGGAGACACCUCACACUCAGCCCUGACCACAAUGAGUUCUGGCAGUUCAGGUAGCUACAAAGAUGAAUUCCACUUAUACUGAUCUUUGCUUGCGCUUCAGGCCAUGACUAUACACCUAGGUCUGGAUAUACACGAAAAUGGAUCGCUCCUACAGACAGAGAGUCACGUGGCUGUGGCUUGCUAUAUAAAGCAGGCAGACAGGCAUCGAGGCAUUCAGUUACUGUUCGAUUGAACGUUAGAAUGGGCAAAACGACUGACCUAAGUUACUUUGAUGUUUGAAAAAACAUCCAGUCAGCAGCAGUCCUGUGGGUGAAAACGGCUCAUUAAUGAGAGGUCGAAGGAGAGUGGCAAGAAUCGUGCAAGCUAACAGGCGGGCCACAAACAGACGAAUAACGGCGCAGUACAACAGUGGUGCACAGAACGGCAUCUCGGAACGCACAACUCGUCUGUCUUUGUCACGGAUGGGCUAUUGCAGCUGACGACCACACCGGGUUCCAACAAGCAGAAGCAGCUCCAGUGGGCAUGUGAUCAUCAACACUGGACAAUUGAGGAGUGGAAAAACAUUGCCUGCUCCAAUGAAUCCCGGUUCCUGUUGCGUCAUGCUGAUUGCAGAGUCAGGAUUUGGCGUAAGCAGCACGAGUCCAUGACCCCAUCCUGCCUGGUGUCAACGGUACAGGCUGGGCAAUGGUGUAAUGGUGUGGGGAAUUUUUCCUGGCACACGUUAGGUCCCUUGGUACCAAUUAUGGAACGUUUCCAUGCUCAAAGAAUUCAGGCUGUUUUGGAGGCAAAGGGGGUCCGACCCGGUACUAGAUGGGUGUACCUAAUAUACUGGCCCGAUUAUUGAAAAAUCCCCUGUGCUCACCAACAGAAUCACAAAAGGUUCUAGUAGAAACACAUUAUAUUAUAUGAAAUGUCUAUUUAAGUAGUCUUAUUAUGGCAUUUACUGAGUUUCUUCUGUUCUUAUUCUUCAGUUAUGAUGAGAUGGCAAAGAAGGACCUGCCAGCAGUGGUCAACCACAUUCUGAAGACCACAGGCCAGGAGCAGAUCUACUAUAUAGGCCACUCUCAGGGAACCACUAUUGGUGAGACGGCUUGAUUUGGUUAUGUGUCAUAUUAAAUGAAGCCAAAUAUGUUUCACCUGUCGUUUGACACUGCUGUCUAUUCUACAUUAUGGUUUACCGUUUUAAACCAUUCAAUGUUUUUCUGACUGUAUGUCUCUGACCCCGUAGCUUUUGUUGCAUUCUCUUCCAUGCCUGAGCUGGCAAGCAAAAUCAAGAUGUUCUUCGGCCUGGCUCCGGUGGCAACUGUGGCUUUCACUGCCAGCCCCAUGAGCAAGCUCUCCAUCUUCCCCGAUUUCCUCAUUUGGGUGAGUAGAAAAGGCUAUUUUUCUAACAUACACUGUAUUAUGUCACAAUUCAUUCACACAAUACGUCCAAUCUGUGGCUUCCUUUUUCUACCCAAUUUUGGCAGACGUUUUAUUUAUCUUGAACAAUCGGUCAGAAUCUUUGAUUAUUUCAAUACUGACUAAUGCUAAUCCAUUGUUUGGUUUCUGUAUGCUAGGAUGUGUUUGGGAAGAAGGACUUCAUGCCUCAGAGUGCUCUUAUCAAGUGGUUCGCCACCAACUUCUGCAGUAAUGAACCUCUUAGUGAGCUAUGUGGAAACCUCUUCUUCGUCCUCUGUGGCUUCGAUGAGCUGAACCUCAACAUGGUGCGUCUCCACAGCUCUCACAUUUUGAUUAUCGCCUUUUUAUUAUUGUACAGUAUUACUGUUGUAGACUUCCUUAAACCUAUUUUCCUCAAGCCAAUUCUAUAGGUAUAAAUGAAGAUGGUGAAGACAUUAAUUUCUAUAUUUAUUUGUUUUUGUCCAGACUCGCACACCUGUGUACACCUCCCACUGCCCAGCAGGGACCUCAGUGCAGAACAUGAUUCACUGGUCUCAGGUAAGAACAUACCUGAUGGGAGCCUAUCAAAAACACCCUAUCCAAUAUGAUUCACCUCACUUCUUCAAACCUAUACAUCCCACCCCAACCCCCAUUUGUUAAAACCUUCAUGUAGGCCUACAGUACAGGCCUAUUUUUUUAUUUUUUAUUUUUUAUUUAACCUUUAUUUAACCAGGUAAGCCAGUUGAGAACAAGUUCUCAUUUACAACUGCGACCUGGCCAAGAUAAAGCAAAGCAGUGCGAUUAAAAACAACAACACAGAGUUACAACACAGAGCUAUAUCCAGGAAGGCGGGGGUGCAGGCAGCACAGUCUGAAUCGAGAAUAAGUUUGCUCUUCUCAAACCACGCAGUUCUAAUAGCUGCUAAACUGUACACAGCCUCCAUUUCCUGAGCCCUAGCCGUGGAAGUAAGACGUCCAGUCAAAGACCAGAGGGAUCAGAGCAGACACAGCUUUGGAUUACGUUCACAGCUACAGUCAGAUGGACUCCCCGACUGACUGAGUCUCCCGGGCAGACUUUACACCCAACACCCUGCUCUGAGCCCCCUGUAUGGGUGCCUUUGAUGUGCCUUUCCCUUUUACACAUCUCAUAUCCUCCCUUACCAACCCCUCUAUACCCCAAGCCUUCACACCCUCUAUACCUCUCCAACCCCUAUACCCAAGCCUCCCUCACCAAAAAACCACUCUAUACCCCCAACCUCACCAAGCCUCCAACUCUAUACCCCAAGCCUCCGCUCACCAACCCCUAUAUACCCCCAAGCCUCCACUCAUCCAACCCCCUAUACCCCCAAGCUCGCUCACACCCCUCUAAGCCUCCACUCACCAACCCCUCUAUAAUCCCAAGCCUCCGCUCACCAACCCCUCUAUACCCCCAAGCCUCCACUCACCAACCCCUCUAUAAUCCCAAGCCUCCGCUCACCAACCCCUCUAUACCCCCAAGCCUCCGCUCACCAACCCCUCUAUACCCCCAAGCCUCCACUCACCAACCCCUCUAUAACCCCAAGCCUCCGCUCACCAACCCCUCUAUAACCCCAAGCUCCGCUCACCAACCCCUCUAUACCCCCAAGCCUCGCUCACCAACCCCUCUAUAUACCCCAAGCCUCCACUCACCAACCCCUCUAUAUACCCCCAAGCCUCGCUCACCAACCCCCUAUAACCCCCAAGCCUCCCUCACCAACCCCUCUAUAAUCCCAAGCCUCCGCUCACCAACCCCUCUAUACCCCCAAGCCUCCACUACCAACCCUCUAUAAUCCCAAGCUCCGCUCACCAACCCUCUAUACCCCAAGCCUCCCUCACCAACCCCUCUAUAUACCCCCAAGCCUCCGCUCACCAACCCUCUAUACCCCAAGCCUCCACUCACCAACCCCUCUAUAUACCCCCAAGCCUCCACUCACCAACCCCUCUAUAUACCCCCAAGCCUCCACUCACAGCCCCUAUAAUACCCCCAAGCCUCCACUCACCAACCCCUCUAUAACCCCAAGCCUCCACUCACCAACCCCUCUAUAACCCCAAGCCUUCCUCACCAACCCCUCUAUAACCCCAAGCUCCAGCUCACCAACCCCUCUAUAUCCCCAAGCCUCCACCACCAACCCCUCUAUAACCCCAAGCCUCCACUCCAUAAUAAACCUCAUAUACCAAAGCCUACUGGAUCUAUCCUACUUAGGUAUUUACAAACUAAUGUAAUUUACAAAAGUUACUAGGGAAAUUUAUGAUACUUUGGAAAAUUGGGAAAAAUUUGAAAAAAGCAUUAAUAAACCAAGCUUUUGGGGUGGCAUACAAACCCAUUGGUUCAACCCGAGAAAGGAAAAUAGGCCUUGAGCAAGGCACUUAACCCUAAUUGCUCCUGUAAGUCGCUCUGGAUAAGAGCGUCUGCUAAAUGACUAAAAUGUAAAUGUAAAUGUAAAUCUUCAAACUAUUGACUUUUUUCACAACUGCCACCAGUUUGGCUCCAAAACAUUUACAACAAAGAAAUACUGACAUAGUAAAAUAAAUAUAAGUGUAAUUUGAAUGGGAUUGAUUUUAUUUUUUAAAUUUAAAAGCAUCUUAUUUUUAUAUUUAAUAUAUUUUACAUGUGAGAAGGCCAAACAGAGCGCCUGAGAUAAUUACAGACAUAUGUGAUAAUCAGAAGUACCCCAAAAUACUUUGAAAGUUACCAAAAUUCUGGUUGUUUACUGGUAAAUUUAGAAAGUUUCCAGUUACAGUUGAAGUCGGAAGUGUACAUACACUUUAGCCAAAUACAUUUAAACUCAGUUUUUCACAAUUCCUGACAUUUAAUCAUUUAAAAUUCCCAGUCUUAGGUCAGUUAGGAUCACCACUUUAUUUUAAGAAUGUGAAAUGCCAGAAUAAUAGUAGAGAGAAUUAUUUAUUUAAGCUUUUAUUUAUUUCAUCACAUUCCCAGUGGGUCAGAAGUUUACAUACAAUCAUUUACAUUUACAUUUUAGUCAUUUAGCAGACGCUCUUAUCCAGAGCGACUUUACAGUUAGUGAGUGCAUACAUUUUAUUUUUAUUUUUAUACUGGCCCCCCGUGGGAAACGAACCCACAACCCUGGCGUUGCAAGCACCAUGCUAUACCAACUGAGCUACACGGGGCCUCAAUUAGUAUUUGGUAGCAUUGCCUUUAAAUUGUUUAACUUGGGUCAAACGUUAGCCUUCCACAAGCUUCCCACAAUAAGUUGGGUGAAUUUUGGCCCAUUCCUCCUGACAGAGCUGGUUUAACUGAGUCAGGUUUGUAGGCCUCCUUGCUCGCACACGCUUUUUCAGUUCUGCCCACAAAUGUUCUAUAGAAUUGAGGUCAGGGCUUUGUGAUGGCCACUCCAAAACCUUGACUUUGUUGUCUUUAAGCCAUUUUGCCACAACUUUGGAAGUAUGCUUAGGGUCAUUGUCCAUUUGGAAGACCCAUUUGCGACCAAGCUUUAACUUCUUGACUGAUGUCUUGAGAUGUUGCUUCAAUAUAUCCACAUCAUUUUCCUUCCUCAUGAUGUCAUCUAUUUUGUGAAGUGCACCAGACCCUCCUGCAGCAAAGCACCCCCACAGCAUGAUGCUGCCACCCCCGUGCGUCACGGUUGGGAUGGUGUUCUUUGGCUUGCAAGAUCCCCCUUUUUCCUCCAAACAUAACGAUGGUCAUUAUUUGUUUCAUCAGAGGACAUUGCUCCAAAAAGUACGAUCUUUGUCCCCAUGUGCAGUUGCAAACUGUAGUCUGGCUUUUUUAUGGCGGUUUUGGAGCAGUGGCUUCUUCCUUGCUGAGCGACCUUUCAGGUUAUGUCGAUAUAGGACUAGUUUUAUUGUGGAUAUACAGUGGGGAAAAAAGGUAUUUAGUCAGCCACCAAUUGUGCAAGUUCUCCCACUUAAAAAGAUGAGAGAGGCCUGUAAUUUCCAUCAUAGGUACACGUCAACUAUGACAGACAAAUUGAGAUUUUUUUUCUCCAGAAAAUCACAUUGUAGGAUUUUUUAUGAAUUUAUUUGCAAAUUAUGGUGGAAAAAUAAGUAUUUGGUCACCUACAAACAAGCAAGAUUUCUGGCACUCACAGACCUGUAACUUCUUCUUUAAGAGGCUCCUCUGUCCUCCACUCGUUACCUGUAUUAAUGGCACCUGUUUGAACUUGUUAUUAGUAUUAAAGACACCUGUCCACAACCUCAAACAGUCACACUCCAAACUCCACUAUGGCCAAGACCAAAGAGCUGUCAAAGGACACCAGAAACAAAAUUGUAGACCUGCACCAGGCUGGGAAGACUGAAUCUGCAAUAGGUAAGCAGCUUGGUUUGAAGAAAUCAACUGUGGGAGCAAUUAUUAGGAAAUGGAAGACAUACAAGACCACUGAUAAUCUCCCUCGAUCUGGAGCUCCACGCAAGAUCUCACCCCGUGGGGUCAAAAUGAUCAAAAGAACGGUGAGCAAAAAUCCCAGAACCACACAGGGGGACCUAGUGAAUGACCUGCAGAGAGCUGGGACCAAAGUAACAAAGCCUACCAUCAGUAACACACUACACCGCCAGGGACUCAAAUCCUGCAGUGCCAGACGUGUCCCCCUGCUUAAGCCAGUACAUGUCCAGGCCCGUCUGAAGUUUGCUAGAGUGCAUUUGGAUGAUCCAGAAGAGGAUUGGGAGAAUGUCAUAUGGUCAGAUGAAACUCGUCGUGUUUGGAGGACAAAGAAUGCUGAGUUGCAUUCAAAGAACACCAUACCUACUGUGAAGCAUGGGGGUGGAAACAUCAUGCUUUGGGGCUGUUUUUCUGCAAAGGGACCAGGACGACUGAUCCGUGUAAAGGAAAGAAUGAAUGGGGCCAUGUAUCGUGAGAUUUUGAGUGAAAACCUCCUUCCAUCAGCAAGGGCAUUGAAGAUGAAACGUGGCUGGGUCUUUCAGCAUGACAAUGAUCCCAAACACACCGCCCGGGCAACAAAGGAGUGGCUUCGUAAGAAGCAUUUCAAGGUCCUGGAGUGGCCUAGCCAGUCUCCAGAUCUCAACCCCAUAGAAAAUCUUUGGAGGGAGUUGAAAGUCCGUGUUGCCCAGCGACAGCCCCAAAACAUCACUGCUCUAGAGGAGAUCUGCAUGGAGGAAUGGGCCAAAAUACCAGCAACAGUGUAUGAAAACCUUGUGAAGACUUACAGAAAACGUUUGACCUGUGUCAUUGCCAACAAAGGGUAUACAACAAAGUAUUGAGAAACUUUUGUUAUUGACCAAAUACUUAUUUUCCACCAUAAUUUGCAAAUACAUUCAUUAAAAAUCCUACAAUGUGAUUUUCUGGAUUUUUUUUCUUCUCAUUUUGUCUGUCAUAGUUGACAUGUACCUAUGAUGAAAAUUACAGGCCUCUCUCAUCUUUUUAAGUGGGAGAACUUGCACAAUUGGUGUCUGACUAAACUUUUUUUCCCCACUGUAGAUACUUUUGUACCGGUUUCCUCCAGCAUCUUCACAAGGUCCUUUACUGUUGUUCUGGGAUUGAUUUGCACUUUUCACACCAAAGUACGUUCAUCUCUAGGAGACAGAACGCGUUUCCUUCCUGAGCGGUAUGACUGCUGCGUGGUCCCAUGGUGUUUAUACUUGCAUACUAUUGUUUGUACAGAUGAACGUGGUACCUUCAGGUGUUUGGAAAUUGCUCCCAAGGAUGAACCAGACUUGUGGAGGUCUACACAUUUAUUUUCUGAGGUCUUGGCUUAUUUCUUUAGAUUUUCCCAUGAUGUCAAGCAAAGAGGCACUGAGUUUGAAGGUAGGCCUUGAAAUACAUUCACAGGUACACCUCCAAUUGACUCAAAUGAUGUCAAUUAGCCUAUCAGAAGCUUCUAAAGCCAUUACAUAAUUUUCUGGAAUUUUCCAAGACAUUCCUGCUGCACACUGACUUAUUGACUCAAACAUGUCCAUUUUCUCCCUCAACGUUUCAGUGUUGUAGAAAUGAAUGAACCUUGAGUAAAGGUCAAUCCCAGAUUUACCAAAGACAACUUUAACCUUACUGAAGGUUACCUAUUGCUGGACAUGGUGCACAUACUAGUCUCCCGUGGGCAGAUUCUGCUUGUAGACCGAAGGAUCUGCCGGGAUUGAAUGGGAUGCGUGAGAUAACGAGCAGCAUUAGUUAUAAAAAAAUUUUUUUGGUCACUGGUUAUUUGGACGUAUCAGGAAGGCGGUGCUUAAACUGCUUCGCCUAGAGUUCUUCGCGUGUGCCUACACGGAUCGGAAGAGGGGGAGGGGGGCGUUUGGCAGAGUAUCCUUUUGCGAGGGUGGAGAUUUCGUCAAUUUCUAACAUGUAUGAACACAGAAGUUGAUCACGCAGCUGACCGAAUUACGUGAGAUUUUACUUCUGGGUUAACAGAGAUUCUACCUUUACAUACAGUACCACCAUGUGUUCAGCUACCUAGAGUCCCAAGUAUUUUUGAUGUGUUUUCUUUUUACAGGCAGUGCAUGGUGGAAAGCUGAUGGCUUAUGACUACGGGAGAGCAGGGAACAUGGCUCACUAUAACCAGGUAAGGCCAGCUCAGAGCUCAUUAGUCUGCCAAAAUACACCCACACCACUUCACACUGAAGUUGUUUUCCAAGGCUGUCAGAAGCUCCUACCUCUUUCUGAAAGUAACUUCUCUUUACUGAUCCGUAUCCACUGUGCCCUUAUGGUCAAUCGAUGCCUUUAACUGACAUCUAGUCCAUUCUUGUCCCCCUCCAGUCGACCCCCCCGCUGUACAACAUCCAGGACAUGAAGGUGCCUACAGCCCUGUGGUCCGGAGGUCACGACACCUUGGCUGACCCUAAGGACAUUGCCGUGCUGCUCACUCAGGUCCCCAACCUGGUGUACCACCGCCACAUUGAGCACUGGGAACACCUGGACUUCAUCUGGGGUCUGGAUGCCCCCCAGGAGAUGUACAGUGAGAUAAUCAAACUGAUGGGCCAGCAGGACUUGGUGUGAACAGUGGAUAGACAGGGAGAAAUAUGGCUAGUUUUAGCCUCAGCUCUCAGCACACUAGCUGAAGAGAUUAAUACUGUAUCUGAAACAUAUUGGGAGACAUAUCGCAGUGCCUGGGUGCGAGUGUGUGUACAAAUGUUUGUGCACUUUGUGUUUGUGACUAUAAGCAUGUGUAGGAGUGAGUUCGCAUGUGUGUUUGAGUAAGCCAUGCACUCAAGGAGUACUAAUCAUUUACCUCUAAAUUGGGAUAGUGAGGAAAACAAGCUGUGAGUUUAAGAUUCAGUGUUGUGAGGAAUCAUCUAUUUUGUGUUUUUAUUGCCACCGUCCUCUUCCAGAACUCUCAAAUGGAUUUUAGAUGUGUAUUUUAAGAAUGCCCCAGGGGCCUCAUGUAACAAUCUUGCGUACGCACGAAAACACGGCGUACGCCAGCUUUCACGUUCACGGUCAGAUGUACUAACAGUGAAAUUAACGUAAGAAUGUGCGUUCUUCCACGUAAACUUCAGGCCUGGCGUACGUACAUUUUUGUGAUGUUUGUCCGUUGGCGACUCAUAGAGGCAAUAAAGUGAAGUGGCAAACAUUACACUACGAACUGUUCUAUCGCACCUGCCAGAUAUUGCUUAUAAUUUGUAAUUGAUAAAUGAUUUGCCAUAUUAUUGUCACACGAGUCUUAUUAGAAUAUUCUAUUAAUUAUGCAAUUAAGUAAGAACAUAUAUAAAGGAUGUGAAAAUUGAUACAACCCGUCUAGCAAUGGCAGCUUUGGCUUUAUUAGAAGACAUUUUCAAUGGACAAAUCCGGAGAGAACGAGUUUUUAGGGACCACGGUGAUUUUCUGGCCCACGACGAUGACUGGCUCAUCAGCCGUUUCAGAUUUCCAAGGGCUAUACUCUUGGAGCUCUGCGCUGAGUUGGGUCCGAAUUUGGAAAGAGAGACAGUGAGGAGCCACGCAUUACCCGUUCCUUUACAGGUGCUUACUACACUUGGUUUCCUAGCAACCGGUUCUUUCCAAAGAGAACUGGCAGACCGCUCAGGAAUAAGCCAGUCGUGUUUGAGCCGUGCAAUGCCACCUGUAUGGGACGGCAUCAUCCGCUUGUCUACCAGGUAUAUAACGUUCCCAUACGAUGCAGGUGACCAGCCAAACAUCAAAGCGCAAUUUGCAGCGAUAGCCGGUUUUCCUAAUGUAAUCGGAGCGAUCGACUGCACACAUAUUGCUAUAAAGGCGCCAUCUGAAGACGAAUUUGCAUAUGUGAAUCGGAAACAUUUCCAUUCAAUAAAUGUGCAGAUUAUAUGUGAUGCACAAAUGCACCUAACAAAUAUUGUGGCAAGGUGGCCUGGGUCAACCCAUGAUUCAUAUAUCCUUACAAACAGCAUGGUUGGGAUGAGACUCCAAGCUGGCAGGGUGCGCGAUGGGUGGCUACUUGGUAAGUUAUGCAUUUAAAUGUAUGGUUCUAUCUAAAAGUAAAAUGUUUGUGUCUGUAAUUAUUAUUACUGCCCAUCAGGAGACAGUGGUUAUCCACUAAAGACGUGGCUGUUAACCCCCCUCACCAACCCACAAACUGACCGAGAGCGCAGAUACAAUGAUGCCCAUUCCCGCACUCGGUCAGUUGUGGAGCGGGCGAUUGGGCAGCUGAAAUGUCGGUGGCGCUGCCUUGACAGGACCGGGGGGAUGCUGUUAUACCGCCCUGACAAGGUUUGCCGCAUCAUACUGGCCUGUGGAGUGCUGCACAAUGUCGCGCACAGGCAUGGCAUACCCCUUGGUGAGGUGGGGGCCCUGCCAGAUGACCCUGACCCAGGACCAGUAUAUGUGCAGCACAAUCAACAAGCCAUUCAGGCCCGUCAACGUGUAAUUGCGACAAUAUAAAUGGUACUCAGACACAAAGUUCAUUUUUUGACCAAUUAUUUUAAUGAAUGGCUUAUUUCUGUGAGUGCGUCAGUGACAUUUUUAAGGUGACUGUUCAUUUCUUCAAUGGCCCUAACAAUUUGUUGUUGUGACUCCAGAACAGCAUGCGUCAAGACACGGCCAGAUGGACGGGCUUCAGCACUGGGGGGAACAUUAGAGACACGGGAGACGCUGGACUGAAUGGGCUCUGGCUGCUCAGGUGGUGCGGACUCUGAGUGCGUGCCAGUGGACGUUCCUGCGGUUCCUAAGUCCAAUUAAACACAGGCACAUCUUAACAGUAAUUUGAGUCUGUUCCUUAUUAAUGGGUACACGCAUUUGCAAUAAAAGCAGUGGAUACGUGAAAUCUCUGGUGUACCUUUUGCUAUAUUGCAUGCAUUUUAAAAUUAAACGGUGGCUGGCUAUGUAUAUCAAAGUUAAGGAAAUAAAUCUGAGUCACCUUGCUGGCAGUCCUGUAGUAUAUCCGAGUCUCCUACAUCAGCGGAUACGAUUCCAGAGAUUAACGUGUCUCCUACAAUAGAGGCAACUCUCUGAUCAAAGGGUGCAAGUUCAUCGGUCCCUGUACCACCGCCUGUUCUGCCCACACUUUGUCGGUGCGCAGCAGUUCUCCGCUUAACUUCCACCUUUAUGUCUGACCAUUUCUUCUUCAGUUCAUUUACGGUGCGACUCUCAGAUCCCACCGCGUUGACGGCAUCAGACAAACUCGCCCACUCUUUUUUCUUUCUUUUGUUAUUAAUUCCAGAGGACAGAUUUCCAAAUAAAAUAUUUUUUCUUGUUUCUACCUCUGAUAGUAGCACCUCUAAUUCGUUUUCAGUGAAAUUUCGUUUCUUGCUUGCUUUAGCCAUGUUCUUGCAGGUUUCUUUUGCCAAAUUGGACUAAUUACCAUAUUUAAAUUGAUUGAAUUGAGGGAGGAGACAGGGUGUGGUGUGGUGCUCGUGCAUGUGCACUCAAUUUCGCGUUGAUUGGGAUGUACAAAGAGAAUGUAUGUGGAAUGCUGCGUACGCAGAGAUUCAUACAUCAGAUUUUUUGGGUGCGUACGCACAUUUAUGGCUUUGUCCGUACGCAAUGUUUUAGUAUGAAUUCAACGCAAGUCUUUGUACAUGAGGCCCCAGGUCUGUGAAAACAUACUAGUAACAAACAUUACAGGUUAUAAUCGAAUAUGAGAUGCAGGUUUUGAAUGUAGCUCAGUCAUUGGUACGUUAUCAUGAUAAAGGUCCAGGGUCCAGUUCAACAUACAGUACCUCUCUCUCUAUAGAACUUGCACUUUUCAAACUGUCAUCACCAGGACUUUAUUGCAGUGUUGUGUUGGUUAAUGUUCCUGUGCCUUUUUAAUCAAACACAGUCAAUUUGGGUUUACCUGUCAUACUGAUACUUGUCAUUUUGUUACUUCCUCAAUGUAUUUUUAUUGGAUCUUUAGGUAAGGAAGGGUGCCGACCAAAGAAUGACUGACGUGUUUGUUCAUUCAUUUUCUACUACUGUUGUGUUAUAAAACUAAUAUAUGCUGCGUUGUAACUAGUGGAUCCAACUACUCAAAUCCAUUAAAUCUGUUGUACAAUUCAA
Messenger RNA from Coregonus sp. 'balchen', 25570 nucleotides. The record is from the annotation of a GenBank genome assembly. NCBI's taxonomy places the organism in Eukaryota, Metazoa, Chordata, Actinopteri, Salmoniformes, Salmonidae.